AGCGCCGCCCCGUCCUAAAUUGAAGCCAAGCGCUUGUCGCCAAGAUGUCGUCUAACAACAACGAGCAGGAGCAGCAGUUCUCCAUUCAACCUCAUCCCGCCACUACCAACGACCCAUCUACGGACCCGGCGCUCAAUGGUGGUGCUUCGCUCAAGGGAGAGCCAGGUCCUAGAAUCCUCAGCAGCGAAGAGUCGAGCAAGAUUGGAGAGCCUCUUAGCCGCGAGGAGCUAGCCAAGCGCUCAGCCGAGCUCAACAAGGAGUAGAGCGGCGCUCCAUUUUUUUUUCCAUUCCAUACGCUGGGUAGUACUGGU
This is a messenger RNA of Ceraceosorus guamensis, 311 nucleotides long. RefSeq lists its product as hypothetical. The transcript is spliced from 4 exons. The record is from RefSeq and is a predicted model, not a curated record. Bases 45 to 263 code for a protein of 72 amino acids. Lineage: Eukaryota; Fungi; Basidiomycota; Exobasidiomycetes; Ceraceosorales; Ceraceosoraceae.